AGAAAACCUUAAAAAUACCCUCGAAAGAAAAACAAACUUACAGAGUGCGUUGGCUGGUGCUUGGCCGCUGGAUUUGGCGCAUAUUAAACCUUGCACUCGUGAGACUUAAACCUACCUUACCUGCCUACCUGCCCUACACAAAACUUUAAAUAAACCCUCUUAAGAAAAACGAGCUUGCAGAGUGCGUUGGUGGGUGCUUGGUCACUGAGUUAGACAGAUAUUUAGCCUUGCACUCGUGAAACUUAACCCUACCUUACCUGCCUACAUGCCCUACAUAAAACCUUAAAUAAACCCUCGCAAGAAAAAAAAAAACUUAAAGUGCGUUGGCGGGUGCUUGGUCACUGAACUAGACCCAAACACAAACCUUCCGCCUUGCAAAUUAGAUACCUACCUGCCUACCUGCUCUACACGAAACCUUAAACAAACCCUCGAAAGAAAAACGAACUUACAGAGUGCGUUGGCGGGUGGUUGGUCACUGGAUUAGACUCGUAUUGAACCUACCUUACCUGCCCUACACAAUACCUUAAACAAACCCUCGAAAGAAAAACGAACUUACAGAGUGCGUUGGCGGGUGGUUGGUCACUGAACUGGACCCAAACACAAACCCUCCUCCUUGUAUUCGAAUCCCAAACCAAGGCACUUAAAACCCACGUCCCGGGCGGCCAGAGGUAACCAUGCCUGUGUCCUGACCCUCUCGCCUUCCCCUUGAGACCAUAUCCGCCCUCUCCUCCGACUGACCGACGUUAUGGGCGGGAGCAUGGGCAAGGGCGGGUCGGGGAAGGGUAUGUCACUCCUGGACGCCCUUCCCUCCCUCAACGCGCCUCUCCAUGUGGUGAUGUUGGGUCUGGACUCCGCCGGAAAGACCACCGCGCUGUACCGGCUAAAGUUCGACCAGUACCUCAACACCGUUCCCACCAUCGGGUUUAAUUGUGAGAAGAUUAAAGGAACGUCCGGAAGGUGUAAAGGCACGAGCUUCCUGGUCUGGGACGUAGGCGGACAGGAAAAGCUACGGCCGCUCUGGCGCUCCUACACGCGCUGCACGGACGGCAUCGUGUUCGUGGUGGACUCUACGGACACGGAGCGCAUGGACGAGGCCAAGAUGGAGCUGGUAAGGACCGUCCGUGCCCCUGAGAACCACCACGUACCGAUCCUCGUCCUGGCCAACAAGCAGGACCUCCCCGGGGCCAGAGACGCUAAGCAGGUUGAGAAGAGCCUGGGCCUGUGGGAGCUCGGCCCGUCUCAGCUGUUCCACGUCCAGCCGUCCUGCGCCAUCAUCGGGGACGGGCUGGCGGACGGCCUCGAGUGCCUCUACGAGAUGAUCUGCAAGAAGAAGAAGAUCACGCGCAGCAGCCACAAGAGUAGCAAGAAGAGGUGAUGCGAUGCCGUGCGUGCGAUGCCUCACCUUCAUCUCUUACCUUGUUUUUAUACCUGUUUUUUUUUUACCUUUUUUUAUCAUAUCCCGCUCCUCCUCCUCCUCCUCCUCCUCCUCCUCCACCUCCUUGAAGACAACAUAUGCGCCCCUUUUUUUCCCUCCCUUUUCUCCCUCUCUCCCUCUUUUUGUUAUAUAUACGUCCCUUCCUCCCCUUCUCCUCCCUCCCCUCCUCUCCCCACAACAAUUACCCCUCCCCUCUUCCCUCCCCCCUGUCUCCCCCCCCCUUUUAGUAUACAUAUUCCGGUACUACGUUCUCGCUAGUACACACACACACACACACACACACACACACACACACACACGGCUGUAUUAGCUUUAAGAUGUAUUGAUAAUGAUAAGACUGUGAAAUAAAUGUCUAUGUGUGA
Molecule: messenger RNA, 1797 nt
Organism: Eriocheir sinensis (Chinese mitten crab)
Lineage: Eukaryota; Metazoa; Arthropoda; Malacostraca; Decapoda; Varunidae
Product: ADP-ribosylation factor-like protein 4C
Exons: 3
Coding region: 746-1375 (209 amino acids)
Biological process (GO): vesicle-mediated transport; intracellular protein transport
Cellular component (GO): cytoplasm
Molecular function (GO): GTP binding; GTPase activity
Source: RefSeq, a predicted model, not a curated record